AUGCUAAGUCUCCAAGGUCGAGCACUACAAAUUGCCAUUGCAGUAAGCGCUGGCAGUGCAUACCUCCUGUUUGGGUACGAUCAAGGCGUACUGGGGGGUUUGGUAUCAUACCCAGGUUUCCUGUCAGCCAUCGGUAAUCCUAGCUCUGGAUAUCUAGGGACCAUCGUGGCUCUUUUCAACAUCGGUUGUCUGAUAGGAUGUGUGAUUUCGGCAUUCUUUGGCAAUCGAUUGGGCAGAAAAAAUGCCAUUACUCUCGGAUGCGUGAUUAUGGUUAUCGGAGGUGCAGUCCAGGCCAGCACAUACAGCGCGGGUCAGUUGAUCGCUGGGCGCAUAAUUUCUGGAAUUGGCAAUGGUACAUAUAAACUAAAGUUACGAACCUCGACAUCUCAUAUGCUAAUUUGGAAAUCUGAAUCGAAAGGUAUCAAUACCUCAACAGUCCCAGUUUACGUGUCUGAAACAUCCCGAACCGCUGUACGUGGGAGAUCGCUCGCCAUCCAGAUGUCAAUUGUUAUUUUUGGCACAGUCGUUGCCUACUGGCUGGACUACGGAAUGAUUCGCACUCAAAUUGGCGAGGUACUCUUGGGCAACUAUUGCCCGAAUCACCAAGGUACGUCCGAUGUGUCUGAAGCAUGGAAUGAAACAAAAUUUAGUGACAACUGCAGAUGGCUGUACUCACAUGGACGGCAACGCGAAGCUAUAUGUGUACUUUCAAGUUUGCUUGCUGUAUCAGAGGAUCAUUCUGACGUGUGCACGGUCGUGGCUGAGAUGGAGCAAGCUCUUUCAGUGGAACAAAACAACAAGAAAAAACUGUCUAUCUCGAACUUGUUGUUCGAGAAAACGGAAAUGAAGUAUGCACGCCGCCUGACAUUGUGUUUCGUGGUCCAAUUAUUUCAACAAUUCACUGGAAUAAACGUGAUUGCGUUCUACGUUACCAUCGUACUCGAAACGAACGUUGGACUCUCGCCCGACCUGAGCAGCCUUGUUGCCGGGUUUAUACAGAUCGCAUUCUGGGUUGGCACAUUCCCGCCGAUAUUCCUCAUUGACCGACUUGGUCGCCGAAAAGUGCUGAUGUUAGGAUCAACUAUGCUUUGUCUGACGAUGGUGUUGUUCACAGUGGGAAUCGCUCUGAAGACACCCGCGACGUCGCGGCUGGCCUUGGGAAUGCUUAUCAUCUACGAAAUAUCGUUUGGAAUGAGCUGGAAUGCAGUGCCCUGGCUAUAUGCGCCUGAGAUCACCCCGCUCAACAUUCGACAUGUUGGGGCAGCUGUUGGCUGCUUUUCUGAGUGGUUAUGGACAUUUGUAAUUGCACAAAUGACACCUGCGGCCAUUGCCAAUACAGGUUGGAAGAUUUAUCUUCUUUUCUGUUUGAUGACUGCUCUUAGUAUUCCAUUCGUGUAUUUCUUCAUGCCAGAGGUUUGUGAUCCCCUUGCUUGCUCAUGUUUAUAUUGA
Penicillium vulpinum is the source of this 1449-nucleotide messenger RNA. RefSeq lists its product as uncharacterized. Gene Ontology annotation, molecular function: carbohydrate:proton symporter activity. The coding region runs from base 1 to 1449 and encodes 482 amino acids. Gene Ontology annotation, cellular component: membrane. The record is from RefSeq and is a predicted model, not a curated record. The transcript is spliced from 5 exons. Gene Ontology annotation, biological process: carbohydrate transport; transmembrane transport. Lineage: Eukaryota; Fungi; Ascomycota; Eurotiomycetes; Eurotiales; Aspergillaceae.